Messenger RNA from Cherax quadricarinatus, 530 nucleotides. RefSeq names its product large ribosomal subunit protein P2. The record is from RefSeq and is a predicted model, not a curated record. Gene Ontology annotation, molecular function: structural constituent of ribosome. Gene Ontology annotation, biological process: cytoplasmic translational elongation. Gene Ontology annotation, cellular component: ribosome; cytosolic large ribosomal subunit. Lineage: Eukaryota; Metazoa; Arthropoda; Malacostraca; Decapoda; Parastacidae.
CAGCCCCACCAAUCAUAAGCUUAAGAUGAGAGUCAGUGUGUGCAUGGUGAGUUGUGAUUGGUUGUUGGAGGCAGUUAUGUUGAGUUUCAGCAGUUGCUGUUCUUCUCAACACAGUUGGCUGAGUGGACACACGUUGCUGCAAUACACCCUCUUCAAGAUGCGCCACGUUGCUGCCUACCUUCUAGCUGCCAUGGGCACUAAUCAGCCCACAGCAAAUACCAUAAAAUCUAUCCUUGAAAGUGUUGGUGUAGAGCCCGACGACAAACAACUAGCAGUGCUCAUGAAGAAGAUGGAAGGAAAGAAUCUUAACCAACUGAUUGCUACAGGAUCAGCACUGAUUUCGUCCAUGCCUUCGUGUGGUGGUGGUGGUGGCAGCGGUGGUAGUCUGGGUGCAGCUACUGCUGCACCUGCUGCAGCCCCAGCUGCACAAGAAAAGAAGAAAGAAGAAAAGAAAGAAGAGCCUCAGGAAGAGUCUGAUGAUGAUAUGGGCUUUGGUCUCUUUGAUUAAAUAAAAUAUUGACAAAUAUAAA